Leucoraja erinaceus (little skate) is the source of this 12114-nucleotide messenger RNA. RefSeq names its product carboxypeptidase X (M14 family), member 2 (gene cpxm2). Gene Ontology annotation, molecular function: metallocarboxypeptidase activity; zinc ion binding. Lineage: Eukaryota; Metazoa; Chordata; Chondrichthyes; Rajiformes; Rajidae. The transcript has 14 exons. Gene Ontology annotation, biological process: proteolysis. Bases 1380 to 3587 code for a protein of 735 amino acids. The record is from RefSeq and is a predicted model, not a curated record.
GGGUGCAGUCCCAAUCUUCCCACCUACCUCAAUGUGGACAUUAAAUCUUUUGCCGAGAACUGUAACCCUACGUUUGGCGCUACAAUGCUAUGUUCUGCUCUAUACUAUUUUGUUUUGUACGUGUAGAAGGGUCUCGACCCGAAACGUCACCCAUUCCUAGGUACACAAAAAUGCUGGAGAAACUCAGCGGGUGCAGCAGCAUCUAUGGAGCGAAGGAAAUAGGUGACGUCACCCAUCCCUUCUCUCCAGAGAUGCUGCCUGUCCUGCUGAGUUACUCCAGCAUUUUGUGCCUGUCGUCAGUGUAAACCAGUUCGUUCUGACACCUCUUCUGGCAGUUCAUUGCUUAUACCCGCCACCCUCUGGGUAAAGAAUGUUGCUCCUCAGAUUUCUAUUAAAUCUUUCCCCUCCCACCUGAUUACCUGAUGAGUAGCAUGCAAACAAAAACACUUUUACCGACAACAAUAAACCAAUACUAAUUCAAAAGUAGGUCAGUUAUGAGAUGGUGAGACCACCCUUCCUAUUUCAAAUGAUUUUUGUUGUGUGACAAUGUGUGUUUCACGGUGCAGCGCCGAGCUGGGGUCUGUUUAAACGUGUCCUCAAGAUCUGAAGUUUGUUUGUAGCCGAAAGAAACUGCAAGGGUGGGGUGCUAAGUGAUAGGAAUCCUUCAAGCCAGGGAACACUCACCCUUUAGCUAACGUGUCUCCACACUCGUGCGAGUUCUGUCAGACUGAACAGUUGGCGUUUUCUUUUAAGGCCAUCGUUUUCGACGCCGUCCAUGCGUGACUGCCCCUGGAAUCGCAAUUGGAAACUAUCGCUACCUCUGCUGGAAAAAAAAUCCGCGCAAAACUGCCGCUGGAAACAAAAAAAAAGUUGCAUCCACACUUUUUAUUCUUCGUUCUUGUUUCUGCAUUUGUUUCUGCAUUUGAUACUUUUUAAGAGCCACGUUGGCGGGGAUCUGACUGAACUCAACUUUAAACAAAAUACGCUUUAUCAGCUUUAAGCAACGCAUAUUAUAUGGACCAAAAUAAGCAAAUUGUUUUAUAAGAAGUCUGAGAAGAUUAAGGGGUAGCGCCGGCUGCCAAACCUCGUGUAAGGCAUCAUGAGUUCUGGUGCUGUGUAAGGAGAUAUGGUUCUGAUUACACUGUUUUCAUGGAAAUCGCGUAGUUCUUUGGAAAGCUCCGGGCUUCAGAUCCCACUGCCGAAGUCACCUGCCAAUACCCAGCCUACAAGUCUCUGUCUGCUGCGCCGAGACACAUUGAGCCUCUGAGCCCAGGGUCAGCGGAUCACCGGGACAUGGGAAGUCUGUGAAAAUACACAGCAGCUUGGCGAUUGGGUUUGUGUUGGUGGAGCCGGUGGUGAGUUGAGUUGUCCCUGCUACAAUGUUCCCUCUCAGCCGCGGCUGUUGCGUUGCAGUUCUGGGGAUGUGCCUCUGGGAGUUGGUCGUCUUCUCCGAUGGUGCCCGUGGGAACCCUGUGGAGGACUAUGAUUAUUAUCUGCAAGAGAUCCUUUCCAGAGAGGGUCUGUACCACCCCGAGGGACGCGGGAACCCAGAGGCUCCCGUGGAAAGUGAGCCCAGUGCAAGGGUAAAGAACGUCAAAGAGAAGUCCGCAGGGGCGCCAGUCAAGAAAAGAAAUCAUAAUACUGAGAAAGCGAAAAAAUCCAAUGGAAAAACACCAAAUAGCAGUCAAGAAAACUAUAAGGUGCCUGAAAAAAAGAUUGAGAAAUGUCCGCCACUGGGCCUGGAGACACUGCGUGUGGAUGAUUUUCAGCUUCAUGCAUCCACUGUCCAGCGUUAUGGUUUGGGGGCUCACAGAGGCAGACUCAAUAUCCAGGCUGGAAUCUAUGAAGAUGACUUCUAUGAUGGGGCUUGGUGUGCUGGCAGGAAUGAUAAUUCACAAUGGUUUGAAGUGGAUGCCAGACGACUAACUAAAUUCACUGGCGUAAUAACACAAGGAAGAAACUCAUUGUGGUCGAGUGACUGGGUGACAUCGUACAGUGUUCUGUUGAGCAAUGACAGCUACAGCUGGGUCACCGUCAAGAAUGGAUCAGAUGAUAUGAUAUUUACAGCGAACCAAGAGAAAGAGAUUCCUGUACUGAAUGAGUUCCCCACUCCAGUAGUUGCUCGCUACAUUAGAAUAAAUCCUCGCAGUUGGCUCAAAGAUGGUGACGUCUGUAUGAGGGUGGAGAUCUUGGGAUGUCCCAUGCCCGAUCCUAAUAAUUACUACCACAGGCGAAAUGAAGUCAUUACAUCAGACGAGCUUGAUUUCAAACAUCACAGUUACAAGGAAAUGAGACAGAUGAUGAAGAUAGUUAAUGAGCAGUGUCCAAACAUCACUAGGAUCUACAACAUUGGCAAAAGUUAUCAAAAAAUGAAACUCUAUGCCAUCGAGAUCUCUGAUAACCCAGGAGAGCAUGAAGUUGGUGAGCCUGAAUUCCAUUACUCUUCAGGAGCUCAUGGCAAUGAAGUGCUUGGUCGUGAGUUACUCCUCUUACUGAUGCAGUUCAUUUGCCAGGCAUACUUGGCAGGAAAUCCAAGAAUCAAGCACCUUGUAGAGGAGACAAGGAUCCAUUUGGUACCUUCUAUUAAUCCUGACGGUUAUGAAAAGUCAUUUGAGAUGGGUUCAGAACUGGUAGGCUGGUCUUUGGGACGUUGGACUCAUGAUGGCAUCGACAUCAAUCAUAAUUUUCCUGACCUCAAUUCUAUUAUUUGGGAAGGAGAGGAGCGCAGGAGGGGCUAUAAGAAAGUGGACAAUCAUCACCUACCAAUCCCCGAGUGGUAUUUAUCUGAAAACGCCACUGUAGCCGUUGAAACACGAGCAGUGAUUGCCUGGAUGGAGAAGUUUCCAUUUGUGCUGGGUGGAAAUGUACAAGGUGGAGAAUUGGUGGUGACCUACCCAUUUGACAUGACGAGACUGAGCACAAAGGUUCAGGAGAACACGGCCACCCCAGAUGAUCAUGUCUUCCGGUGGCUGGCAUUCUCUUAUGCUUCCACACACCGCCUAAUGACAGAUGCAAACAGAAGAGUGUGUCACACAGAUGAUUUUGCGAAGGAAGACGGAACUAUCAACGGGGCAUCGUGGCACACAGUAGCAGGAAGUAUGAAUGACUUCAGCUAUCUGCACACAAACUGCUUUGAAAUAUCUAUGUACGUGGGCUGUGACAAGUUUCCUCAUGAGAGCGAACUGCCAGAGCAGUGGGAAAAUAAUCGGGAAUCCCUCCUUGUUUUCAUGGAACAGGUCCAUCGUGGUGUCAAAGGUUUAGUGCAAGAUAAACAAGGGAGAGGCAUUCCAAAUGCUGUCAUAUCAGUUGAAGGCAUUAAUCAUGAUGUUACAACAGCUGCUGAUGGGGACUAUUGGCGACUCUUAAACCCAGGCGAGUACAAAGUCACUGCCAAGGCUGAAGGUUACUCGAGUGCAACCCGAAACUGUGAAGUGGGAUACGACAUGGGGGCAACUCCGUGUCAUUUUAUUUUGGCCAGGACAAACCUGGCAAGAAUCAAGGAGAUAAUGGAGAAGUUUGGGAAGCAGCCAAUCAACCUGUCACUUAAACGGUUUCGGCGGGUUCGGCACAGACGCCGCCAGUUGUAGGAACUCCUCCCGUGGACAAACUUACCAAGAGAUAGACUUUCUAAAAUAGCACAUUACAAGAUGUUUUAUACAACAUAACGCAUUCUGCUAAAGUACAAGGUGUAUUCUGUGUUUGUACUAUCUGUGGACACCACAUCCCGUUUGUUAUUUCAAUACAGGUCCACAACUGAUUAUCUGGCAACUGGUAGUCCAGCGCCUCCUUUAAUCCUUACAAAAUUCUCCCCCCGAAAAUAUUGCGUCUAGGCCUGGUGAUGCAGCCGAUGUCAACCUUAUCGGGACUUCCGUGCUGAUUGACGGGUUGAAUCUUCCGGCUGCAGCCAGGGCUCUGGAACUCUGGCCCGGCCAGAACCGGCAGAUGCGUUCCCAUAGCCAACGUCCACGACCAACUUUGUGUGCCGGUAUCUUGACCCUUCUAAGGCCGUGACCUCUGUUGGUCCAGCAAAACCGAUAAUCCAGAAAGGCUCUGGAAUUAAGGGUGCCGGAAAAUCAGUGGUGUGCCUGUAUAACAUUUGUAACUUUUACACUAUUCAGCACUUUUCUGCACCACGUCAUUUGAAAGCCUGCCACACCACUCCAUACACACUGAGGACAUUUUAUUUGAAGAAGGAUCUGAGGGCCUUGACCGGAAACGGUACCCAUUCCUUCUCUCCAGCGAUGCUGCCUGUCCUGCUGAGUUACUCCAGCAUUUUGUGUCUAUCUUUGCCUUAAACCAGCAUCUGCAGUUUCUUCCACACACAAGGAUAUUUUAAUUAUUUGGUUUGGAAACACCGGCCACCUCUAACAGAGACUAUAUUGAUUUUACUCAUUUAUCAAACAAGGUUGCCCUUUUAAAUAUUUUCCAAAUACCGGAAGGAUUUGGUUUAUAAAGGAAUAGAAACAAAUGUAAUUGGCACGCAGGAAAAGAGCAGCUGACCUAAUAAACCUGCCGUACUGUGAUCAUCAUGGCCGAAUAUUUCCUCCCUUCCCUAACUAAUCCAAAGACAUUACAGUGUCAGCAGCCACAUCAUCAUGUGGGAAAGGUUAACACAAAAGGGUAUAACAAAACUUAAGGAAAAAUUCUGUUCCAACUCACUCAAAUGUCGAACUUUAUCUACAAAGAUACUUCCCUAAUAUAUGAUUCAAUCUUUACCACAGUAUGAAAAUAGCCCUACAUCCGUUCCAUCAGUUAGCAAGAGUGAAUACCCACCAUGUCAGUGUAUUCCAGAGACUCACGGCUCAGGGGAAAAGAAAGACUGCCUUUUAUAGUUUAAACUCAUAACUCCUGCUCCUCCCAAUUAUCUGCCAAUAUAUAAUCUUUUAUACCCCUCUCAGUCUCUGCUCCUCUAAACUAAAUGUAACAAUAUCAUUGGGUUUAUGUUCCUUAAUAAUCAUCCUUAUUGCCAUCCUCCAAACCUUUAUCAUGGUAUCUGUCUCAAUCCUUAUUCUGAGGUCAAAGUGGGCACAGUAUUCUACAAUGUCAAAAUGGUGUCCUUUGACAUCCUAAAUUAUUCUAUUAAUUCAACAAAAUAGCACGCUAAUUUUAAACUGUGGUCUCUCUAUUUUACUCACGAGCAUUCAGUAAUUGUGCAUAAUUGCAUUAAGAUGUCUUGCAGCCUCUUUCUGUAUUACCUCCUGCAAAUGAUGCCUGGAUUAUGUUUAACUUUGUGUUUAUCUAAAUUAAACACCACUUGGCAAUGCAUGAUCUAAUUCUCGAAAACAUUGAAAUCCUUUGGAUUGGAUUGCUCUCUUUGAUACAAUAUCCACCCUUGCACAGAUAAUGGUAUUAUCUGCAUUCCAUGCUCUGAACAAUGACAUGGAACUGGACUUAAUACCAAUCUCUGGGGAGAUGCCACUGGUAACACAUCUCUAAAUUGAUUCACAUCAGAUAAAUACAACCUUUUGGCUGCAGGAUUGAAGCCAAUUUCUAAUUUGAUGUAAAUAUGUUUACUGAUACCAUCUUGUGCAGUUGCAGAAUGUGAAGUAUUUAAAACGUUUGUCGAAAAGGUCAAUUUUUAAAUCUAUCCAAGUUAUCAGCAGGUGGUGUCUAAAUUAUGUCUAAAAACAUUGUAACUUGCAGUGGAGAACAUCCUGAGUGAUAUUUUCUUCACCAUUAGCACAAGUGUGAUUGAGAAAAAAUGAUGAGAAAGAGUCCUUGCCUUCCAUUAACCAAGUUCCCAGUCUCUGAGAAUGUGAGUUGUUCAUAGUGAAUCCGUGAUGAACAGCAACAAUGAAUCAAGCCCAAAAUGGUCACCAUUUUGUGUGAUUUUGAUUUGCAUUGGCAUUAUGAAAAAUGAGAGAAUUGUAGAGUACAGAAACAGGCCUUAAAGGGCCUGUCCCACUUAAGCUAUUUUUUAGGCGACUGCCGGUGACUAGGCUGGUGCCACAUGGUUGCCGGGGUGUUGCCUGUAUGGUCGUGAGUAGUCUCCUCAGUCGCCCAAAGAGCCGUAGUCUUUCUGGUCGCCACUGGAUUUUCAACAUGAACAAAAUAUUUGGUGACAGUGGGUUGACAUAGCUUGACUUCUCCUGACGUAGGUGCUGUCGUAGGUUGUCGCCAGGUGACUUAGGUUUUCGACGGUGCUGAUCGGUAAAUUCCAUUGGCGAUUGCCUAUGUCAACCUACACCAACUGGCGUCAGGUAUCGGCGACUGAAUUGUCUUCAGUUGUCGCCGACAGGGUCGUAGCUUGUCAUAGCUUGUCGCGGGUGGACGUAGGAUGACUUUGGUUGUCGCAGGUUGUCAUAGGUGUGGUAAUAGGUGGACGUCCUAAUGGGUCGCCGGUUGUCAGUAGCUUGCUGUAGCUUUACGUCGACUAGGUGGUAGGUUGCUGUAGCUUGUCGUGGACAUUGUGGUGAUGGGGUCCAGUUGCCGGUUUAUCGGCGACCUGCUACGUCUAUGACAGUUGCCAUCAGUUGCCUAAAAAUCCGCCUAAGUGGGGCAGGCCCUUUACAACUCAUCUUGUUCUUGUCAAUUGUGAUGCCUGUCUGCGCUAAUCCCAUUUGCCCACAUUACACAUGCAUCCCGCUACUCCUUUUCUAUUGAAGUAUGUCCAAGUGUCUUUUAGAUAUUGCAAUAGAAUCUACAUCCUGUGGCAGUAUGUUGCAAAUAUCUACUACCCUCUACUUGAAAAAACUUAACAUUUCUCCUUUAAAUGUAUCCCCUCACACCAUAAAGCCGUGCCCUCUAUCUCUGGACUCAUCUGCCCUGGGAGAAAUGACUACCUAUCCUAUUUAUGCCCAUCAUCAUUUUAUUAAAUUCUAUAAAAUCAUCCUUCAGCUUCCGACAUUCCAGUGCAAAAAAAACGCAGACUCUCUGAUCUUCCAGGGCAAUAUCCCAGUAAAUAUCCCAGUAUCUUACUGGGCAAUAUCCCAGUAAAUCUCUUUUGCAUUCUCUUUAUCGCUAUCAAAUCCUUUCUGCAGUGUGACCACCAGGACUGUACCCAAUUCCCGAAGAGCAAUCAAACCAAUGUUUCCUACAGCCACAGCAUGAUUAGACUAGACUUGAAUGUACAUUGUCCUCAGGUGUUUCACAAAGUUUCUGCCUUAGCUUGCUGUCCUGUAUUGUUUUCCUACUCAAGUCUGUACAGGUUCACUAGAUGCUGCUCCCACAUUCAUCUUCUCUGACAUUUCUCAUGACAUAUAAUUCUACAGUCAUGCGCUCAGGCAGAUACGAGCCCGAGUAGUGUUAACAGUGCAAUGUCUUUUGGUCCACGUGCAAAACAUUAAGCUGAGAUCGUUAGCUGCAUUAUGUGUUUUUUCUUGGCGGAGACAUCUUUAGCUUAGUCUUGUGCAAAUUCUGAGUUCAAAUAUAGGAAACAGUUAAACAUUCAAAAUUUUAAACAAAGUGAGGAAAGUUGCUGUGUUAAGACAUUUAAAUCUGCCCUACAGAUUCACUCAGACUUUUGACAGACCACUUGAAGAAAUUGGUGGCGAUGCUUUGCUUUGCGGACUGAUCAAAACUGAAGUCACCUGAUGAGCUGCAACAUAAUAGGAGUAUUCACUGGCUAUUAUAACCUGUGAGGCAUUAAGAUUUAAUAUUUAUUUUGUGAGAAAUUCUGGACGCCAUGUGUGAGGAAGGAUGUGCUGGCUCUGGAGAGGGUCCAGAGAAGGUUUGCAAGAAUGAUCCCAGGAAUGAGGGGGUUAACAUAUGAUAAGCGUUUGGUGCCACUGGGCCUGCACUCACUGAAGUUUAGAAGGAUGAGGGGACACCUCGUUGAAACUUAUCGAGUAAUGAAAAGCUUGGAUAGAAUGGAUGUGGAGAGGAUGUUUCCACUAGUGGGAGAGUCUAGGACUACAGGUCAUAGCCUCAGAAUCAAACGACGUUACUUUAAGAAGGAGAUGAUGAGGAAUUCAUUUCAUCUGAGGAAGGUGCAUCUGGAAUUAUUUGCCACAGAAGGCUGUGGAGGCCGUCAAUUGAUUUUUUAAGGCAGAGAUAGAUAGAUGUUUGUGUAAGGGGUUAUGGGGAGAAGGCAUGAGAAUGGGGUUAGGUGGGAGAGAUAGAUCAGCCAUUGAUGGGCCGAAUGGCCUAAUUCUGUUCCUAUCACUUAUCACCUAUCUAAGCAACCAUGCAAACAUAUGGGAAACGGCUUUAGUCGUGGCUGCAGAAUUCCUGGGGUCCAUACCUGCUCCAUUGCCGCAAGUUCUCGUCACAUUUUACUGGUGAAUUUUAACACAUUCUUCAAGUUGUCACCACAGUUUCAGUAAGGAAAUUCAUAAUCUGCUUUUAAUCUAUUCUCAUAAUACUUUCUGAAAGCAUAUGCAGAAUGAAGCUAAAUACCUAAAUUAGAAGCAAACAAAGGAGGCAUUAGUUUUUUUUUUAAAUGUGAUUCUUCAGAACCUCAUUGACAAGCUGAAUUAAUUGCUCAUGAACUGCAGUAUAAACACUCUUAUACGCAAUAAUAGUAAUUUGCCAUGAGCUGUGUAAAAUGUAAAAUCUCAACAGAAAAUACUAUGUUCAACUUGUUGUUUACUGAAAAUGAAGCACGCCUGAAGUGUCAGUGGGUAUGUACUGCACUGUUUUAAUCUAUUCAACUAUCACUUUGUUCAUUGGUUCUGCCAGCUGACUACAAUCCUGUAGAAACAAGGCAGCAUCUCAACAGUUCAUGGAUAGGUGACAUUUUAGGAUGGGAUCAGUCUGUCGAAGGGUCCCGACCCAAAACAUCACCUAUCCAUGUUCUCCAGGGAUGCUGCCUGACCCAUUGAUGCCAACGAUCAACGUAAUGAUGCACCCAUUUUGUUCCUCCAGCACUUUGUGUCCAUUUUUGCCAAAUCCUUAAUUCUAAUUGCUGACAAUUGGUCAGGUAAAUUUGUAUUCAGUCAACGGUGCUAAAAGGAUCAAGUUCUCCUUGUACUCAUCUCUACACAUGGAGUCAAUUAAAAUGUUGGCGGGUACAACUGGUACUUUUACGCACUUUAACCAUUGAAAACCAAAGACAAAUUUCUCUUGUUGUGUAUUUCAGAAAAGAGACUAUCUCCACUGAAUGAAUUAGUAGCACAAUCAAUUUAAAACAACAGACAUAUAUCAUGGAAUGGUCACAGAGUUAGGAGUAGUUUUUAGUUUGAAUUCAGUGGAAAUCUGAUUGUGGAUUGAUGCAGCCAUUGUGCCUGCCUCUGAUUGGACUUACAGUUACCCCUAUGGAGCACUGUUUGCUGUGUACUGUAUUUAGUUUAAUAUUUGCUUUAGUCAAAGAAUGGUGAACGCACUAACAGUUUGCUGGGGGAAUUCAGAGGAUCUAGCACCAUCUGUGGGGGGGAAUCAAAUUGUCAAUGGUUUGGGCUGAAACACUACACCUGGAAGGAGAUUAGACAGGGAAGAUAGUUGGUUUAAAGAGGAGAGGGAUUAGGGUUACAAACCAAAAUGUUAUCAAUAUCUUUACCCCAGCAGAUGUUGCAGGAGUUGCUAAGUUUCUCAAACAGAGUUCAUAUUGUUCCAGAUUCCAGUAUCUGGAAAGCAGUCUCCUGUGUUUCCAAUGUACUGACAAUGCCCGUGGAUUGAAAUUCCCUUUUAGGUAACCUAACACAGGAGCCCAGUACUCUGCCCCACUAUGAACCCUAAUACUUACCUGAUGCAACCUUCACCAAGCAUAUUAAUUGUGGAACAUAUGGGGAGAAGGCAGGCACGGGUUAUUGAUUGGUGAUGAUCAGCCAUGAUCACAAUGAAUGGCGGUGCUGGCUCGAAAGGUUGAAUGGCCUCCUCCUGCACCUAUUUUCUAUGUUUCCUAAUAGCUGGCAGCUUGCAUUGUACAUCCCUGGCGAGAGUUAUGUGGAGUACAGUGGCUUCACCCUUUUGUAUUAGGCUCUUAAUAAUCUUACCCGCUGUCCCUAUAAACAUCGGCAGGGUACUUAAAGGUGACCAAGUAUUGUUUAAUUUUAUCGUGUAUUUCAAAGGAGCAGGGGGUGUUAUUCCUGACCACACAAGCAGUGCCUCCAGCCUGAUCCCAAUCCACACAUGGUUCUUAUUUCCUCCAGGCCUAGCCUACGUGAACCAGCCGAUGUUCAGUGCUUUGUUUUGUUCUUUCGCAGGAUGUGGCCAACAUUAGCUUUGCUGCAUGUAAAGUAUUUUCCCAGUUAUUGAGUACACCAAACAUUAACCAUGUAGAAGAGGAAAGAAAUCAUAUUUAGGCCAAGAACAUCUUUCCCUGAGUACUUAGGUGAACUGUUUUUUUUUUUUUUUUAAUGAUAAUCCAGCCAGCCCAAAUAAAAAUCAUAUCGUACAUCCUGAUGCUGGAUGCAUUCUGCCAGAUUUGUUUUCAGUUUGGAUGGAAAUUGAAGAUCACUCUUUAAUUGGUAAAUGAACUAUUAUGAACAUUUUAUGUCCUGGUUGAUCUAUUUUUCUUUUACUUAUGGUAUGUGAGAGGAGCGGCUAUUUUUAAAUGUGGCCAUCAAAUUCUACCACCCACGGCCCCUUUUACCACCCACUUUAAUUAGCAGAAUCCAUAAAUCUACUUGUCCCUCUCUUCUCAUUCUCCUGGCAGGAUGAUCAUCGAUCAAUCUCCCACUUCAAUCUUUAAUUAAGUACUCCUCACCAGAGUGUCACUCUGCAAACAUGGAAGUAAUCUGUUCUUUACCAGCUUGCACCCAAGUGCAACUAUUCCAAUAUGCUAUCCCACUUUAUUUAUUUCGUUGUUGAUGAUUGCAAUUCUAAAUCAUGUAUCGAGUUACAUUUCUCUUCCACUUAUCGCAUUGAUAUCUGCCAACCUGUUCCCUCAGCGCUAGUGCGUGGGUGCCUGUAUUUAUGUCUAUUUUCUUCAUUUUUCCUGAACCCAAAGGUAUAUAUAUCUUUAGUUUAAUGAAGAAAGAAGAACAGUUUUUCUUAUGCACAAAUUUGAACCAAAGCCUUGUAUUUUUAGAAGAGGAUGUGAGGAAGUGGAAUUGGAGCAACAUCUGGAAGAAUGUCUUUUGGGACAAUAUGAAAAGAUAGCAUUGUUUUUCUUCAUAUGUAAUCAAGGCAAAACAUUUAAAAUACACAGAAUAAUUAAUUAUAAGCAGAAAUAUGUCAAAGCAGUGAACACAAAUAAAAGGAAGUUUAUAAUGAUUUUCAGAGCAAAUUUUCAGCAAUAACCAUAUAGCAUGAAAUUAUCAGUAAGUUUUAAUGUAAAUAGUCAAGUUGCAAGACAUUAAAAAAAAUUAAUAUCAUAAAUGGUAGCAUGAAACUUUACUGGAGAUUAUAUUGUACCAUUUCCCUUUAAUGAAUUGCUGCAUCAAAGUUAUUUUGAUUUAAGCCUUUCUCUUAACUCUGAGUUUGAUGUUUGGUGGAGAUAUGAACACAAAGCUAAAAGUAAACUAUUGAGUUUAUGUAUAUUUAAAAAAAAGCAAUAUUUUGCAAGAUUACAUUGACUAUUUUAGUUAUUGUUUACAACCAAUUUACAUUCUAAUCUGACAUGUAAUCAGAGUGUAAGAAACAAUUUUUAUAGGUGUGGCUCUCGCUCUAAAUUUGGUCUUGGAAAAUAUUUACCUAUCGUAUUCCUGCAUAAUGAUUAUAUAAUUACAUAAAUUUAUUUGUUUGGUGUGCACUCGGAUUUAUGUUUAAAACUAAAUGCCUAUAACAUUUUUAUUCUAAGCCUGCUAGAAUGACUAUAACUUGUGCAUUCAACAUUAAUUUGGCAAAUUUGUUAAAUUGCAAUAAUCUGAAAUCAAAAUGUUCUUGCACUUUAAUAAAGCAUUAUAACAGUUACCUUGGCUUCUUGUGGCUGCAUUGAUUCAAUGAUGUUGCCAUUCAACUGACUGAAAACAAUCUUGACAUUUUCUUCUAUUCUUCUCUCACUGUGUGUUAUUGUUUCAAAUUGAUGCCUAUGAAGGGUGCUUUCAAUGGUUUAUAUAUAACUUUGUGUUCUCCUAUAAAGAUUUUCCAGGCUCACAGUGAAAAGAGUAAUCCUUUGUUGGUAUGCCCUUGCAAAGCACAUCAGCUCAGUCUUUAAGGAGAUUGAUGUCAAACAAUAACACUCCAUGUAUCUUUUCCAUCAAGAAUCUUUUAGUUCUAUCUCACAAAGCAGAUCAAUGUAGAGGAAUGUAUUACAGAUAAAAUAUAGCUAUUCUGUCAACUAUAUUUUCUACU